UCCCGGGCUGGAGUCGCCCAGGAAUUCUUCAAGUCAAAACUAAUUGUAGAGUUUCCAGUGGACCAGCAUUCAUAGGAAUGAAGACGAACUCAGAGAUGGUGUGUCUAAGAAACUUCAAAAGGUGUAGACCUCCUGAUUGAAGUCUAGCUGAUUGAUUUGCUUCAUUUCCUUUCCAUAAUAUUGGGUAUUCGCACAAGAGAAAGUCAUGAUCACACUCACAGAGUUGAAAUGUCUGGCGGAUGCCCAGUCGUCUUACCACAUCCUAAAGCCGUGGUGGGAUGUCUUCUGGUAUUACAUCACUCUCAUCAUGCUGCUGGUGGCCGUGCUGGCUGGAGCACUCCAGCUCACACAGAGCAGAGUUCUGUGCUGUCUUCCAUGCAAAGUGGAAUUCGACAAUCACUGUGCCGUGCCUUGGGACAUCCUGAAAGCCAGCGUGAAUACUUCCUCUAAUUCCGGGGUGCCCCUUCCUCUCCCCCUCCGAAUCCAGAAUGACCUCCACCGACAGCAGUACUCUUACAUCGAUGCUGUGUGCUAUGAGAGACAGCUCCAUUGGUUUGCCAAGUUUUUCCCCUACCUGGUGCUCUUGCACACUCUUAUCUUCGCAGCCUGCAGCAACUUUUGGCUUCACUACCCCAGUACCAGUUCCCGAUUGGAGCAUUUCGUGGCCAUCCUUCACAAGUGCUUCGAUUCUCCGUGGACCACCCGCGCCCUUUCUGAAACUGUGGCUGAACAGUCUGUGAGGCCCCUGAAGCCCUCCAAGUCCAAAACCAUGCUUUCCACCUCAGGGUGUUCUGCGGACAUUGACUGCAGCAAGCAGUCCUUGCCCUACCCGCAGCCAGGCCUGGAGACGGCCAGCUCUAUAGAAAGCCCAACUUCCAGCGUCCUGGACAAGAAGGAGGGCGAACAGGCCAAAGCCAUCUUUGAAAAAGUGAAGAGAUUCCGUAUGCAUGUGGAACAGAAGGACAUCAUCUACCGGGUGUAUCUGAAGCAGAUUAUAGUCAAAGUCAUUUUGUUUCUCCUGAUUAUAACUUACGUCCCAUACUUUUUAACCUACAUCACUCUGGAAAUUGACUGCUCAAUUGAUGUUCAGGCUUUUACAGGAUACAAGCGCUACCAGUGUGUGUACUCCUUGGCAGAAAUAUUUAAGGUCUUGGCUUCCUUUUACGUAAUUUUGGUCAUACUUUAUGGUCUCACCUCAUCCUAUAGCUUGUGGUGGAUGCUCAGGAGUUCUUUGAAGCAAUAUUCCUUUGAGGCCCUAAGAGAAAAGAGCAACUACAGUGAUAUCCCAGAUGUCAAGAAUGACUUUGCCUUCAUCCUUCACCUGGCCGAUCAGUAUGACCCUCUUUAUUCCAAGCGCUUCUCCAUCUUCUUGUCAGAGGUGAGCGAGAACAAACUCAAACAGAUCAACCUCAACAAUGAAUGGACAGUUGAGAAACUGAAAAGCAAGCUUGUGAAAAACGCCCAGGAUAAGAUUGAGCUGCAUCUCUUUAUGCUCCAUGGUCUUCCAGACAACGUCUUCGAGUUAACGGAAAUGGAAGUGCUCAGCCUGGAGCUCAUCCCUGAGGUCAAGCUGCCCUCCGCCGUCUCCCAGCUCGUCAACCUCAAGGAACUCCAUGUGUACCAUUCAUCUCUGGUGGUAGACCACCCGGCCCUGGCCUUUCUGGAGGAGAAUUUAAAAAUCCUCCGCCUGAAAUUUACAGAAAUGGGGAAGAUCCCACGUUGGGUAUUUCACCUGAAGAAUCUCAAGGAACUUUAUCUGUCAGGCUGUGUUCUCCCUGAGCAGUUGAGUACCAUGCAACUGGAGGGCUUCCAAGACUUAAAAAACCUGAGGACCCUUUACUUGAAGAGCAGCCUGUCACGCAUCCCCCAGGUGGUGACAGACCUCCUGCCGUCCCUGCAGAAACUGUCCCUCGACAAUGAGGGAAGCAAACUGGUGGUGUUGAACAACUUGAAAAAGAUGGUCAAUCUGAAAAGUCUCGAACUCAUCAGCUGUGACCUGGAACGUAUCCCACACUCCAUUUUCAGCCUGAACAACUUGCAUGAGUUAGACCUAAAGGAAAAUAACCUGAAGACGGUGGAAGAGAUCAUUAGCUUUCAGCAUCUUCAGAAUCUUGCCUGCUUAAAGUUGUGGCACAACAACAUUGCUUAUAUUCCUGCCCAGAUUGGGGCGUUAUCUAAUCUGGAGCAGCUCUCUUUGGAUCAUAAUAAUAUCGAGAACCUGCCCUUGCAGCUUUUUCUAUGCACCAAACUGCAUUAUUUGGAUCUAAGCUAUAAUCACUUGACCUUCAUUCCAGAAGAAAUCCAGUAUCUGAGCAAUUUGCAGUACUUUGCCAUAACAAACAACAAUAUUGAAUUGCUACCAGAUGGUCUGUUUCAGUGCAAGAAGCUGCAGAGUCUACUUUUGGGGAGAAAUAGCCUUACGGAUUUGUCCCCUCGCGUGGGUGAGCUGUCCAGCCUCACCCACCUGGAGCUCAUUGGUAAUUACCUGGAGACGCUGCCUGCAGAGCUGGAAGGCUGUCAGUCUCUGAAGCGAAGCUGCCUGAUAGUGGAGGACAGUUUGCUCAACACACUGCCUCUCCCGGUGACAGAGCGUUUGCAGACCUGCUUAGACAAAUGUUGACCGAAUCAGAGACCUAUGUCACAAAAGCAUUUUUUUUUUUGAAGUACACCCCCUCCAGGGUUUUGAAGGAGAGCAAAACGUCCUAAGUUAUAUAGGUGAAAGCUAAGUGCUGGUUAUAAGGCACCAUUCCAAUUAUCUUCCUGAAGCAACUCAGUGUUCAGAUCUAAGUCAAACAGGUAAAAAGUGUCCACACUGAACUGGAAUUCUGUGAGUAAUUGAUAUUUAACGUAUUCAGGGGUUGGAAGAACUAUACCCAUGGAGGGUAGAUUGAGGGGCAUGAAAUGACUGAAUCUUACAGUUUUUAUCUGUAGGGUUAUUAAGGUUUCUUUCUUCUUCCUUUCCCCAUUUUUAAUUUGCACAAUUGCUUGAACUGAUUUAAUUUAAAAAGCUAUUCAUCACCAAGCCCAUCAAUUUCCUCAAUGUGUACCUACCACUGUCUUUGAUUUAUGUUCUCAACAUUUUUUUUUUAAAGCAGGAUAUAUUGUAUUUGGCAGAAUUUCUUUUGGGGCUUAAUUUUUACCUCCUUUCCCAGCUUAUGUUUUUUCUUAAUCUGGUUGUCUCUGAACAAUGAUGGGAGAGAGAAUGCCUGCAAAAUUUUAGCCUUUGCCUAGGGCAGGAACCAGGGUACUUAGACAUGUUGUCUGCCAGGCAGCCUAAAAAAAAAAAAAAAAGUAAUAUAUUCUAGAAAUUUCUACAUCCUAAAAAAUUAAUUUAUUCUAGAAAUUUCUACUUGUCUAUCAUCAAAGCCUUUUUUAUUUAAAAUUUUUUAUAUGAACUAUAAAACACAUAUUUUCUAUUGUAUGAUCUUGGAUUCCACAUCUAUGGGAAUGAUUUUUGUAAGAUACCAGGAGCAUAAUGCAUUUGUUUAAGAAGUUAAGGGUAUUUGAUUUGGAUUGUUUAUAAUUCUCAAGUUUCUACUCCAAAAUGGUUGGUUCUCUACUGUGCAUCUAAUUAUGUUGAAUUACAAAAAGGCUUUUGUGCUCAAAAAUAUUUGAGGGUUUCCUUGUAAGAGGAUGGCCAUAAUCUCCACCUCUCUCUUCCCUAUUCUCUGUGCAGUGGUACAGGUACAAUUCUUAAUUACUUGCAAAGAACAAAACUGUGAUGGAGGGGAAAGAGAUGGAGAUUUCCAUGUUCAAACUUAUUUGAAAGUAUUUUGUAGAAGUUCAGUGAAGCAUUAAAACAAAAUGCUUUUCCCCCUUCAUCUGCAUUUCUCCAGACAUUAUGAUACACACUUCGUAUCUAGUCAGUUUCUAA
Dipodomys spectabilis (banner-tailed kangaroo rat) is the source of this 3874-nucleotide messenger RNA. RefSeq names its product leucine rich repeat containing 8 VRAC subunit B (gene Lrrc8b). Gene Ontology annotation, molecular function: protein binding. Bases 206 to 2620 code for a protein of 804 amino acids. Lineage: Eukaryota; Metazoa; Chordata; Mammalia; Rodentia; Heteromyidae. The transcript has 5 exons. The record is from RefSeq and is a predicted model, not a curated record.